Messenger RNA from Coniosporium apollinis CBS 100218, 624 nucleotides. Its product is annotated as cell division control protein 42. NCBI's taxonomy places the organism in Eukaryota, Fungi, Ascomycota, Dothideomycetes. The record is from RefSeq and is a predicted model, not a curated record. Gene Ontology annotation, biological process: small GTPase-mediated signal transduction. The coding region runs from base 1 to 624 and encodes 207 amino acids. The transcript has 4 exons. Gene Ontology annotation, molecular function: GTPase activity; GTP binding.
AUGGUUGUCGCCACGAUAAAGUACGCCACAGACCACACUCGGGAUGGGUGCGUCGUCGUCGGAGACGGUGCCGUUGGCAAAACGUGCCUUCUGAUCAGCUACACGACAAACAAGUUCCCCUCGGAAUAUGUGCCAACCGUGUUUGACAACUAUGCGGUCACGGUCAUGAUCGGUGACGAGCCAUACACUCUCGGCCUCUUCGAUACCGCCGGUCAAGAAGACUACGACCGACUUCGGCCGCUAUCGUACCCCCAAACCGAUGUCUUCCUUGUAUGCUUCUCAGUCACUUCGCCCGCAUCUUUCGAGAACGUGAGGGAGAAGUGGUUCCCCGAAGUACACCACCACUGCCCCGGCGUCCCCUGCCUUAUUGUCGGCACCCAAGUCGACCUUCGGGACGACCCGCAAGUCCGGGAAAAGCUGGCGAAGCAGAAGAUGGCACCUGUGCAGCGGGCCGACGGCGAGCGCAUGGCGAAGGAGCUUGGUGCGGUAAAGUAUGUGGAGUGCUCGGCGCUUACACAGUACAAGCUGAAGGACGUUUUCGACGAGGCUAUCGUCGCGGCACUGGAACCACCACAAAAGGCCACUAAGAGCAGCCGCAAGCGAGGAGGUUGUGUGAUCCUGUAG